AUGGAUUUGAAGGUUAGCAACGGCACCGGCCUCGGGGACGAGCGCACCACAAGCCUGCUGCUGCUUGGCUUCCUGCAGAGCUGCCCCCACUCCUGCUUCCAGAGGGAGCUGGAGACGCUGGGUCAUGAGCUGCCUGGGCGCCUGGUCCAUGACGACGAGCUGCAGACCGACGGCAACCGCUACAGCCACUUCCCUUCGGCAGCGGCGGUGGAGACAGAUUCUGAGCGUCAGGAGGAGGCGGUCCGUGAUGUCGCCCGGCAGCUUGCCCAGAUUGGGGACAGGCUGGAAGGCAGCAUCCGCCCAGCAAUGGUGGCCGGUCUGGCCUCACGCUUCAGUAUCAGGAGCCUGUCGGAGGAGGACAGGAGACAGUGCCUGGCGGCUGCGCUGGAACAGCUCAUGCAAACCUGCCCCGCAGACAUGGACCACGAGAAGACCCAGCUCCUGCUUAUCAUGCUCUUGGCCAAAAAGAUAGCCGACCACUCGCCAGCCUUGCUCCGAGACAUCUUCCGCACAACGGUGACCUUCAUCAACCAGAACCUCAUCACCUAUGUGAGGAACUUAGUCCAGAAUGAGAUGGACUGA
Molecule: messenger RNA, 582 nt
Organism: Rangifer tarandus platyrhynchus (Svalbard reindeer)
Lineage: Eukaryota; Metazoa; Chordata; Mammalia; Artiodactyla; Cervidae
Source: the annotation of a GenBank genome assembly